Tilletiopsis washingtonensis is the source of this 8103-nucleotide messenger RNA. RefSeq lists its product as hypothetical. The transcript is spliced from 14 exons. Gene Ontology annotation, biological process: fatty acid biosynthetic process. The record is from RefSeq and is a predicted model, not a curated record. Lineage: Eukaryota; Fungi; Basidiomycota; Exobasidiomycetes; Entylomatales. Gene Ontology annotation, molecular function: 3-oxoacyl-[acyl-carrier-protein] synthase activity; fatty acid synthase activity; phosphopantetheine binding. The coding region runs from base 325 to 8070 and encodes 2581 amino acids.
GUCUUCACUCCGUCGCAAAGCCGUCUCCUGGCGGCCUCUCGGUAGCGAGUCUGUCCCCCUUCCCUGUGCAGAAUCCCCGCAUCUCUCCCUCGACUCUCUAAUCUCGCCGUCCAGCCUCCGAUCCUCUAAUUCCCCCGCCUUUGACUCCUCACGCUCACGAACGACCGCCCAAGCCUGCCUCAAAUACGUCAAGGCGGCACGACGAGCACGCAUCACGACAACGACCGCAGCAUCUACCCUCCGCCUCGACUGCAACCAGCACCUCGAGUGAUCCCUCUCCGUCCUUGCGUGCACCUAAUCCGCACUCCUUCUACUCGAGUCACCAUGCCCGAGCCCAUCGCCAUCAUCGGCCUCGCGUGCCAGGUGCCGGACGGCCAGAACGGCUCCGACCUCGACCUCACGGGCUUCGAGCAUCUCCUCAAGACACACGGGAGCUCCAUCACCGAGAUUCCCGAGAGCCGCUUCAAUGCGGCAGCGUACCAUGGCAGCGACGUCGGCAUGAUCGUCACGACGCGUGGCGGAUUCCUGACGCGCCCUUCGGAUCUCGACUACCGCGCCUUUGGGCUAUCGCGUGCCGAGUUUGAGGCGAUGUCGCCGUCCGCCUGCCGUCUGGUCGAGAUCGUGCACGACGCGCUGCUCCAGUCAGGCCUCCAGUUCCGCGGCACCAAGACGGGCGUCUACGUCGGUGCAUCGCAGCCGCCCGCGCUGGCAAAUGCUUGGGACGGAGCGCUGCAUUGCGGCCCGCACCAGGAGGCGGGCAUCUCCAACGGCAUGCUGGCGAACCGCCUGUCCUACAUCUUCGACCUGAAGGGCCCCUCGCUGCCCGUCGACACUGCGUGCAGCGCCUCGCUCAUAGCGCUCGACCUCGCAUGCGCGGGCCUGCACCGUGGCGACUGCGACACCGCCGUUGUCGCCAGCGUCAACGACCUUUCCGACCUCGAGGGCUGGGUCGGCUUCUCGCGCCUUGGCGUCUUGUCGCCGACGGGCACGUGCAGUGCCUUCGACGAGGCUGCCGACGGCUACGUGCGCAGCGAAGCCAGCGCAGCAGUCAUCCUCAAGCCGCUGUCUCGUGCCCUGGCAGACGGGGACCGCGUGUACUCCGUGAUUCUCGCGACGGCCUCGAAUGCGAACGGCCAUGGCAUGUCCCUCGUCAGCCCCUCGGGCGAGGCUCAGCAAGCGUGUGCCCGCGCGGCCUUUCAACGGAGCGGCCGCGAUCCUGCCAGCGCCAUCGAUCUGGUCGAGGCGCAUGCGACCGGCACGCAGGUCGGCGAUGCAACCGAGGUCAACGCGCUCGGCGAGCUCUUCUUCGGCGAGCUUCAGCGCGCAGCGCCUCUGCGCAUCGGCAGCGUCAAGUCGGCCGUCGGACAUGCCGAACUGACCGCCGGUCUGCUGUCGGUGAUCAAGGCUACUCUGUCUCUCGUGCACAACGUCGUGUACCCUCAAGUGAACUUCUCGACGCCCGCUUCGAGCAUCAACUGGGAGAAGUACAAGCUCGAGGUGCCGCGCUCAUGCGAAGUGCUGGCGCCGGAGGGCAAGCGCGGCCUGAUCGCAGUUGCGUCUAGCGGCUUCGGCGGUGCGAACUGCUACGCCAUCCUCGAGGCCGUCGAAACUGUCUCGAGCCACGGCCUCAUUGCCGUCGGAGGCCUCGCACCGCAGCAGGUGCAGAGCCAGCUCAAGCAGCUCAAGGCCGGCGGCCACUUCGACCAGGCUGCCCUUUUGCGCGGCGCUCGCACCAUGCCCUUUCGCAGCGUGGCCUUCGGAGACCUGGCGCUGCCUCGCACGUGGAGCUUCAGCCCGCCGGCGCUCGUGCCCCAGCAGUCGGGCCUGGUGAUGCUGUUCAGCGGCCAGGGCCCGCAGCACGCUGCCAUGGGCCGCGCGCUAUUUGCGCACUUUGCCGCCUUCCGCGACAGCAUCAAGGCCUCCGACGCGCACUUCGCCCGCCUGACUGGGCGUUCGCUGCUCGACGAGGGCCUCUUCGAGAUGUCUUCGCGCGUCGCUCCGCUCCCGGCCAUCUGGCCGAUCGCGCUGAUCCAGCCGGCGGUGGCCAUGCUGCAGAUGGCGCUGUACGACCUCCUUGCGUCGCUCAACAUCAAGCCGACCAUUCUCCUAGGCCACAGCGCGGGCGAGACGGCACUUCUCUAUGCGGUCGGCGCCUGCACGCGAGCCACGACUAUCGCCAUCGCGAACGCUCGCGGCCAGGCCUUGUCUCUGGCCGAAGGCACAGGCACAAUGGCGUAUGCACAUGCGCCGCUCGCCGUGGUGCGCGCCGAGAUCGCGGCGAUUGCCAGCUCAGCGGGCACGACUGGUGGCGUACUCGAGCUCGCCGCGUUCAACGGGCCCGAGGCGCAGCUGGUGUCGGGCUCGUCCGACCAGGUCGCCCGCCUGGUGGCGCGUCUCAAGCAGCUCAAGUUCGCCUCGGGCCUGCUUCGCACAAACACGCCGAUGCACUCAUCGCUCCUGGACGUCUGCAAGGCGCGCUUUCUCCAGACAGUGCAGGCCGCCCUGCCCGAGACGCCGUGCAUCACCCAGUGCGACUACGUCUCGACGGUGACGGGCGCGUUCGUGCCUGCCGGCCAGCACAUCACCGCGCAGACGAUCUGGGCGAACGCCCGUCAGCCGGUGCGCUUCUCGCAGGCGAUGCUGAGCGCCAGUGCGCUCGCUGCAGGCCCGCGAGGCGCCAAGCCGCCCGUGGUACUGGAAGUGACGGCGCACCCCGUGCUCGCCUCGUACGUCGAGGAGCUCCUGCCGGCCAGCGCGGUGAUCUCAACGCUGCGCCGCUGCUCGCAGCCGUGGGCGGAGAAGAAGUCCUUCUUCGACUGCCUCGGCCGCCUGCUUCUGUCAGGCGCAUGCGACACAGCGCACUGGCACGAGCUUGCGAUGCGGGCCGGCGCAGCGCCAAGUCUCGCAGCGGUCAAGUAUCCUUACCAGCGAGCAGCAAAGCAGACUCAGUACGCAAGCGUCGAGGCCCGCAAGAAGGCCAGUCGCGCGCCACCGCUCAACGACACCGAGCUGUACCUCUCGCAGCGCGGCAGCGAUCUGGCAGACCACAUCGUCGAGGACUCCGUCAUCUUUCCGGCCGCCGCAUUCGUCGAGCAGGCGCUCGAGUACGGCGUGGCCGAGGUCCACGAUCUGCAAGUCAUCGCUGCGAUUGCGCUGCCCAAGAGCGGCUCUGUGCGCGUGUCCAUGGCCCGAACGGCCAACAGCUUCACCAUCAAGACGGGUCAGCCGGAGCAGGAGCGACUGCACUGCCAGGGCGUGCUCGUGCCCGGCAAGCCCGCCGCGCUGCCCGCGCGUGAUCUGCCAAGCAUUCUCGAUCAGUGCAUGCGUGUUGCUUCGCAGGACAAGCUGCCGCUCGUCGAGAAGUUCGGGCCGCGCUUCCGACGCAUCGUCUGGACGAAGACCAACGCCGAGCAGACCAUUUUCGUGUCGCUCGUGCGCGGCAACCAGCCCGACCUCACGCGCCUCGACGAGUACUGCAUCCACCCGGCGCUCAUCGACGCCUCGUGGCAGACCGUCGCCGAGGGCCUGGCGCAGCACUGCACGCGCCUCGGCGACAAGCUGAUCGGCUUCUAUCUGCCCAGCAGCAUUGCCCGCUUCCGCUCCUUUGUCGACAAGGGCGGGAUGCCCGCGCAGUUCUACAGUCUGGGCCGCAUCAGCAGCGUGUCGCGCACGGAGAUCAAGCUGGACAUCGAGGCUGUGUCCGAGUCUGGCGAUGUCCUGUUCGUCACCACCGGACUGGUCUGCCGUCGCGUCAGCCUGCUGGCCGAGCCCAAGACGCACAAGGCGCUCAGCAUUGCCUGGCAGCCUCAUGCCUGUCCCUACCCGAUCGAGCUGGCGCCCGACGCGAGCUUCGAGCUUGCCAACGUGAGCAUCGCUGACCGCAAGCUCGUCUACCGCGCGCUGGAUGCGCUCGCCAUCACAGCCGCGAAGCGGACAAUGGCGACGCGGCCGACGUACGACGCUGCGCGACUCGACCGCCGACGCCACUACGAGUGGCUCGUCCAGACGUCGCAGCUGCCAGAGCAGCACGUCGGCGAGCUCGGCAGCGACACGCAGCGCCGUUUCGCGCCGCUCUUCGAGGUGAUGCGCCGGGCGAUGCUGCACCAAGCGAGCGCGCUCCUCGACGACAAGAUGGUCAUCUCGGAGCUGUUCGCCGAGGCGCACCUCAUGACGGACUUCUACAAGAUGACGACGACGCUCAGCCCCGCCUACCGCGCAUGUGUGCGCCUCUUCCGAGACGUGCUGCUGAAGCUCGCUGCGCACGGCAAGAGGGUCAUUCGCGUGGCGGAGAUCGGUGCAGGCACCGGCCAGCUCACACGCCAGCUCGCGGCCGUGGCGCUCGAGCUGCACGAAACGCGGCCAGACAUCCUGAUCGAAUGGACCGUGACUGACGUGUCGCUGGCGCUUGUGCAGCAGGCAGCAGCGACGCUCGGUUCGCGCGGCGUCUCUACCAAGCUGUUCGACAUGAAUAGAGACGGGCCGUCGCAGGGUCUCGACGCCUGCAGCUUCGACAUCAUCCUUGCCUCCGAUGCGCUGCACGCCUGCGCAGACAUCGAUGCCACCCUGGCGCACGUCCGCGAACUCCUCGUUCCGGCCGGCUGCCUUCUCUUCACCGACGCGGACGGGCAAGGCUGGGAGGCAAGCCCGGAGACAGGCACGCCCGCGCACGGCACCAUCUUCCUGGACGCCGUGUUCGGCUCGUUCUUUGGCUGGUGGGCCAGCGAGGACGAGCGAAGCCACCCUCUUCUCAGCGAGUCGAGCUGGCGCACGCACCUUUUGCGCCAGCAGUUCUCCGACGUGCACGUCUUGCGCGAGCACGGCGCAGCUCGUAUCCUUUCGCACGUCACGAUCUGUGCCCAGGCGAGCCCGGAGAUCUACGCAUCGCAGCUCGCGCGUCCAGACUUCAACGAGGUCGUCUGGCUUUCCUCGGAGCAAGAGCAUCUGCUUUCUGCGGCCGUUGCCAAGCAGCCCGAGCGCCUGCUAGUGUGCAGCAUCGAUGACGCCGCUGCUGUGGCUGCACGGACAAUAAGCGCGGAGACGGGCGUGGAGGUCUGGGCGCGCACGUUCGACGCUGCGUGCUCCACCGACGUGCAGCGUGGCGACUGGCCACUUCUUCCCGGCGAGCAGGCCAUUCGAGUAGGCAGGGACGGCAGCCUGCAAGUCGCUCGCCUGGUGCCUCUGCUGGAUACGAUCUCGUCCGCGCCUCCGCCGCCUCCUGCGCACUACGCUCCGCCGUUCUGGCGACUCGAGCGCACGGCCGGCGCGGCGCACGUUGGCCUCGCUCAGGUGCACCUGCCCAGCCCGCACGGACGCGCAGAGCUGGAGCUCGAGGUCCAGCACGCAACUCAGCUGCUUCCUGGCGUGUGCGUGUCGAGCUGCACAUCGCUCGGCCAGGCAUACACAGCCAUUGGCAGCGAGAUCGGCAACGUGAUGAUCGCGCACCGCAGCAUGUGCCUGGAAGUACCGCGCCAGCCGAACGACACGCCUCGCUUCGAAGACGUCUGCAACGGCUUCCUCCUCGGCAUCGCACUCGUCCAGACUGGCCGGGACAUGGCGUCGUUGCCCGAGCGCGUCCUUCUCGCGCUGCCGCCGCGGCUGACCCUGCGUCUCGGAAGCUAUCUCACCCGGCUGGGUGUUCACGCGGUCGCGGUCGGGCCCGACAUUCUCGACACGAUGGAAAGCGUCUCGACGCGGGCGGACUGGCAGACGGAGCUCAGCCAUCUGGCCGGCUUUGACGUCGCCAUCGCAAGCGGAGACAUUGCCCAGACGCUCGCGGCCUCGCGCGGCCUCUUUGCCGUCGAGGACGUCGUCGAUCUGGACCGUCUUGACGUGGGCACGGAGAAGCAUACGCUGGCCGACCUGGUGGCGCGCUCGGACCGUCGCGUGGCCGCCGCCAUGCGCCUCGCCAGUAGUAUCGCACAGAGCCGCAAGCCCCGCUCGCCCCGCCGGGCUCCGCCGCCUCCGACUCCUCUCGCCGAGCUGCUCGGCAAGUCAGCUGCCAAGGUGGGACAGACGUUCUCCGUGUCGCUGCGCGACGCGGCGCCUGUUCCCGCGAGCAUCGCACGCGCUGGCGCGUGCAAGUUCAACCCGCGAGCGAGCUACCUUCUCUUCGGCGGCUGCGGCGGGCUUGGCCUUCUCAUCGCUACUUGGCUCGUCCAGAACGGCGCACGCCACAUCGUCUUGACAUCGAGGUCGGGCGAGGCAUUCUUCCGGCGGCCAGCAUGCUACCGCGAGGCCGGCGUCCUGGCCGGCCUGCGCCAGCUGCCAGGCGUGCACAUUGAGGUCGUCAAGGCCGACGGCGCGUCGCAGGCGGACACGCAGGCCGUCUUCGACAAGGUCAUCGCCGCCAAGCUGUACCCGGCGGGCGUCUUCUGGCUGCCGGUGACGCUGUCGGACGGCUCCGCCGAGUCGCGCACCCAGGCCGAUUUCGACAUGACGCGUGCAAGCAAGACCGCCGGGCUCGAACACAUUCUCAAGUGCCCGCUGUCCGCGUACUGCGACUUCAUCAUCGCAACGAGCUCCCUGGCGACUGUCGUGGGCUCGCCCGGCCAGUUGACAUACGCAGUGGCCAAUGCCCAGCUCGAGGCCCUGGCUCGGGGUCACUCAAACGUCGCCUCGCUUGUCGUGAUCCCGGUGCUCGACAUUGGCAUCUACCGCCGGACGCUCGACGAGCUUCAGCAGGGAGCCGUGACGACGUCGGGGCGCCGGUGGGGCGUGACGGGCGAGUACUUUGUCGGCUUCGUGGCUGAUUGCAUCGAACGCCUGCGCCAGGGCACCGCACCGUCCGGUGCCUACGUGCCGCACUUCGACCGCGCCGACGACUACAGCUACAUGGACGGCUCCCGCCUGACGGCUCACCUGGCGUCGCGCCAGGCCGUCGAUGCGACGUCGAGCGACGGCACGGUCGACGGCAUCACUGCGCUUGUCGCCUCGAUGCUCGACCUCAAGCCGGCUGAGCUUCGUCCCGAAGUGCCCCUCGCCUCGUACGGUCUCGACUCGCUCACCGCGGUGCGCUUGAGCAGCGCACUUCAGCGCACGGCGAGCAUCAAUAUGUCGCAGCUGCAGCUGCUCCUCGGCACGAAUCUCCAGAUGCUGCUCGACUUGGCCGCUGGACGGUCCAACACCGGCAGCAGCGGCCUCACCCGGCCGCGCGCCGGCAGCGCCCUCAUCAGCCAUGCGCACGCUGACUCGUACGAGGGCAUCUUCUUCGAGGACUCUGCGCCGGACUCGAUUGCAGUGCCGCUCAACACAUGCACGGGCCGUGGGGUCUUCCUCGUGCCGGGCGCUGGCGGCAGUCUCUCGCUCUUCCUCAAGCUUGCGACCGACGCUCACUUCCCCAUCGUGGCCUUGCGCGAGCCCGCCGGACUGGACAAGGCCAAGACGCUCGAGCAGAUGGCUCGGGUCUUCGCAGACGCUGUCGGCGUCCAUCAGCCGAGCGGCACGAUUCUCCUCGCCGGCUUCAGCUUUGGCGCAACAGUCGUCGUCGAGAUGCAGCGGGUGCUCGCCUCACGAGGCCGUGCGUGCGAGCUCGUCCUCCUCGACCACGCUCCCACGGCUCUGCACGCUCCGAGUCUCCUCGUACGGAUCAGCAGCGAGGACGGCCAGACUGGCUCCGCCGCAGCGGCUGCGGCGGCCAACUCCCUCGUCUUUGCCUCGAUGGCGACGGACGUGGCCGUGCGCGGCAUCGGCUCGCCCUUUGCGCAGGUGCUCGACGUGCUGCGCCUGGCGAUGCAGGGCACGCACUCUACGCGGCUCGCGCCCUGGACCACGGCGUGGGCGCUGGACUGCUCGCGCCAUCUGCGUCUGCUCGCGGGCUACGCCAAGGAGCGCCUGCCCUACGGCGGUGCCGUCCGCGACGAGCGUGUGUCGUGCCCGGUGACGCUCGUGCUCGCAUCUACGGGCCUCGUGACGCAGCUCGACGAGCAGCUGGAUGCCCAGUGGGUCUCCUCGCUCGACGUCGAGCGGCUCAGCCCAGCCGCAGACGUGGUGCGCGUCGAGGGCACGCACUACUCCAUCCUCGACUCUCCCGAGCUCAGCGCACUGCUGAGCAACAUGGUCGCCCGCCAGUAGCCGCCUCGAUCUCGCUCGCUUGUGCUGGUCCGC